AACAUAAAUAUGUCUAAUCAAAAAUGGUCUGAAGGUUUAUCUAAUGAACGGCUUACAGUGUUGAUGGCUCCAUUUAAAAAUCGGGAAGUAAAUGAAGUAAACUAUGACAAUAAAAUGAAGUUCUGGAAAAAUACCAUUAUAGCUGAGUGUGAACGUCGAUAUCGAUGUUCAUUUUCUAUAGAUGAAUUAAAAACAUGGUUUUUGUUCAAAGGACGAUCACCGUUGUGUCUACUAAUUGUUGUGGAGAAUAUGUUAAGAGAAGGAAUUAUCAAAUUAAAAUCAAAUUUCGAACAAAUGACAUUUCAAAAUAACAGUAAUUGGUCAACUUGGGCAGUAAAUACAUUAGUUAAAAGUCCAUUAUCGUGGUCAAUUGGCAGAAUAAAAGAAUCAAUUAUAUCACCUACUUCUGUUAUUGAUGAAAAAUCUGAAUAUGUAAUUUUACAGCUAAAUGAGGAUCAAGCAAAUGAACUAUUUAAUGCAAUAUCCUUAAAUGAACAGACACAAAUAAUGUUUAUGGAUGAUUUACAAAAACGCUUACAUAAUAUGUGGAAUCAUGAAGUUUCAAUGAGUUCUACUGAAUUAAUUAUACAUUCAUUGGAAAUUCGUAAUAAAGCUUUUGUUGAGCAUGAUGAACAUCUUGUAGCAAAUAAAACAUUAGUUAAGAUUGCUAGUUGUGGGAAAGAUGUUGAGCCUAUAUCAGAAUUAGAAAAAAACUUUUUUAAAUUAAAACAAACCGAAAAAAUAUUGAUUGGUGAAAUUAGCAUUAUGGAUGAGGAAAAAGAAUCUCUAGUUAAAGUAGCUAAAGAUUACAUUGCCAAAAAUAUGAAGCCUAUAGCACUUACAUACCUUCGUAAAAAGAAAGAAAUUGAAAAACGAAUAGAAAAACAAUUGAAAGCUCUUGAUAAUGUGCAAGCUUUGAUUUCAAGAAUAGAAGAAUCCAAGUAUAAUACUGAAGUAUUACAAUCAUAUACUCAUGGACUUGCUGCCUUAAAAUUAACUGCUAAAGAUACAGGUCUGACAAUUGACAAUGUUGAUGAAACAAUGGCAGAAUUAGCAGAAGUAAUACAUGAACAUGAAGAUAUGCAAUCAGCACUAGGCAGUGUAGUUAAUGUCAAGCAUAACGAACAAGAAUUAGAAGAUGAACUGGCCGAUCUUUUAAGUAAAGACAAUCCAGCCGUAUCAAUCCCAAGAAGCCAUAACAUUCCAGAUCUUCCAAGUGUACCAGAUAAUAGUUUAGAAGGUGAAGAAUUAGAUCUUGAUCAAAGGUUCCAAUUGUUGAGAGAACAUUAAAUCAGCCAUACAAAAUUCAACGUAUUACAUGUCUGUUAUAAUCUUUAUAAUAAUGAAAUUAUGAUUGCUCAAAUGUUAUUGGUUUUCUAAUUAACAUUAUGGUAAUACUUUUUUUUCAUUUCAUUGAUAAAUAUAUUUUUGUUUUUUA
Molecule: messenger RNA, 1438 nt
Organism: Sipha flava (yellow sugarcane aphid)
Lineage: Eukaryota; Metazoa; Arthropoda; Insecta; Hemiptera; Aphididae
Product: charged multivesicular body protein 7
Exons: 7
Coding region: 10-1290 (426 amino acids)
Biological process (GO): late endosome to vacuole transport via multivesicular body sorting pathway; vesicle budding from membrane
Cellular component (GO): ESCRT III complex; cytoplasmic side of plasma membrane; multivesicular body
Source: RefSeq, a predicted model, not a curated record